This is a messenger RNA of Arabidopsis thaliana (thale cress), 1203 nucleotides long. It is a transcript of the gene LBD4, whose product is annotated as LOB domain-containing protein 4. NCBI's taxonomy places the organism in Eukaryota, Viridiplantae, Streptophyta, Magnoliopsida, Brassicales, Brassicaceae. The record is from RefSeq and is marked reviewed. The transcript has 2 exons. Gene Ontology annotation, biological process: positive regulation of DNA-templated transcription. The coding region runs from base 150 to 668 and encodes 172 amino acids.
CUCUCUUUCUCACUCUAUAAAUCCCCACAGAUCCGUCACACUUCACCUAGAGACCCUCCCACAGCUUUCUCGAUAACUGACAAUCCAACGGUUGAGAUUCAGUUCUUCUAGAUAAAUUCACAUAUCCAAAGGACACGUGGCGGCGAGAGAUGAAAGAAAGUAGCCGGAAGCAAGGAGCUGCGUCACCGUGUGCUGCGUGUAAGCUUUUGCGGCGGCGGUGCGCUCAAGAUUGCGUUUUCUCGCCGUAUUUUCCGGCCGAUGAGCCUCAGAAAUUUGCUAAUGUUCAUAGAGUGUUCGGUGCUAGCAACGUCAACAAGAUGCUUCAGGAAUUACCAAUCCACCAGCGAGGGGACGCUGUGAGCAGCAUGGUUUACGAGGCUAAUGCAAGAGUGCGGGAUCCGGUUUACGGUUGCGUUGGGGCAAUUUCGUCCCUCCAGCAACAGAUAGAUGUGUUGCAAGCUCAGCUAGCUCUAGCUCAAGCUGAGGUGGUGCAUCUACGUGUACGCCAGUCGACUAAUUUCCCAGGGCACGGACUAUGCCCGGAUAGUCCGAGUAGCAGCGGGUCACCGUCUUCGAAGCAAGUGAGUCCACAGGACAACAAGGGCAUGUUUAGCCAUAUGGACAUUGUGGAUGAAGCCAGUUUGGGAGAGUCUAUGUGGUCUUGCUAGUCAAUAAUGCUCUCUUUCUGCUACUGCAAUUUCCUCUUCCUUUUUUGGGAAAUUUCGGGAUUAUUAUAUAUUAAAUUUAGGGGUAGGAUAUGAAAAUGCUCUGUUUUGACUACAGAGUGAAAUUAUUAACAUGAUAUAGAUACAUAAAAAUACUAAAUAUAUUUAUAUAUUAUAAAUCUCUCUCUAUAUAUUUAUUAGUAUUUGUAACUUUGUAAUUCCGGGGUAUUUGGGAUUUGGUGUAUGUGUAGGACCUUUGGAUCAUGAUCCGGUAGGGUUAUUUUGAUCAUUUCCAACCGAGGAGGGAUCUUUGUUAUUGACCUAAUGUAAAUUUGUGAGAUAUAUUAUUUAUCUAUAUCUAUAUACAAUUAUGAUCAUGUAACCCAUGGUGUGUGCUUGACUCUGUGAGCAUAUUAUCGUGUAAUGGUCAUCUUUGAUACUAGCUAAGUCUAGCUUAGCAAUUAGCACUAAGCACUUGUAUGGGCCUGAAUUUUUAUUAUGCAAACUUAUGGCCCAUUUGUCUUUAUUUUUUGGUUUC